This is a messenger RNA of Elgaria multicarinata webbii, 4910 nucleotides long. It is a transcript of the gene LAMC3, whose product is annotated as laminin subunit gamma 3. Gene Ontology annotation, cellular component: basement membrane. Lineage: Eukaryota; Metazoa; Chordata; Lepidosauria; Squamata; Anguidae. The transcript is spliced from 28 exons. The coding region runs from base 40 to 4785 and encodes 1581 amino acids. The record is from RefSeq and is a predicted model, not a curated record. Gene Ontology annotation, biological process: animal organ morphogenesis; tissue development; substrate adhesion-dependent cell spreading.
GGGAUUGUGCAGAGGCAUUUCGGCAGAUCCUCCGUGAGCAUGGCUCGGCUCUUCUGGUCCCUGGCUUUGGCCUUCCUGGACCUGCGGCUGUCCAUGGGGGCCAUGGAUUCCUGCUACGACGCAGAAGGGCACGCCCAGCGCUGCAUGCCCACCUUUGAGAACGCGGCGUUUGGGAGGCAAGCUCAGGUGUCGAACACAUGCGGCUCCCCACCGGAGGAUUUCUGCCUCCAGAUGGGCACCAGGGAUUCCAGCACACUGUGCCACCGCUGUGACGCCAGCGACGCUUUGCUCCACCACAACUCCUCCUCCCUGACCGACUUCCACAGCCAGGAAGAGCCCACCUGGUGGCAAAGCCAGUCUAUGGCCUUCGGGGUUCAGUACCCCAAUCCUGUCAACAUCACGCUCCACUUGGGAAAGUCCUACGAAAUCACCUACGUGCGGUUGAAAUUUCACACCAGCCGCCCGGAAAGCUUUGCCAUUUAUAAACGGAGCCGAGCUGAUGGCCCCUGGAUCCCGUAUCAGUAUUACAGCGCGUCAUGCGAGAAGACCUACGGCAAGCCGGAGCGCCAAUACCUGCGGCCGGGCGAAGAUGAGCAAGUGGCCUUUUGCACGGCCGAGUUCAGCGACAUCUCCCCGCUGAGUGGCGGCAACGUGGCUUUCUCCACCCUCGAAGGCCGGCCGAGUGCCUACAGUUUUGACCAGAGCUCCAUUCUCCAGGAGUGGGUGACGGGCACAGAUCUGCUGAUCUCUCUGGACCGGCUCAAUACCUUUGGGGACGACAUCUUCAAGGAUCCCAAGGUUCUGCAGUCUUACUACUAUGCCAUCUCAGACUUCUCUGUAGGGGGCAGGUGCAAGUGUAACGGCCACGCCAGCGAAUGCAUCCCGGACGAAGACGAUCAGCUGGUGUGUCUCUGCCAGCACAACACCACUGGGGCGGACUGUGACUCAUGCCAGCCGUUUUAUCACAACCGCCCGUGGGCACGAGGCACCGCCGAGUCGGCCAAUGAGUGUCUUCCAUGCAACUGUAGCGGCAGGUCGGACGAGUGUUUUUACGACUGGGAGCUGUACCGGCGCACGGGGCACGGUGGACACUGCCAGAACUGCCGGGACAACACCGAAGGGCCGCACUGUGAGCGUUGCCGCCAGAACUUCUACCGCUGGGAUGUCCGGACGGCAUGUCAGCCCUGCAAUUGUAACCCAGCGGGCUCCUUGAAUCCCCAGUGUGACAGUUCUGGCACCUGUGAGUGCAAAAACACAGUGGCGGGCUGGAAGUGUGAGCGUUGCCGGCAUGGAUUCCACUCCCUCAGCGAAGGCGGUUGCAGGCCUUGUGCUUGCGAUGCAGCUGGUAGUGUGGGACAAUGUGACCCAAAUACAGGACGCUGCACGUGCAAGGAGAAGGUGGAAGGGUACCUGUGUAACAGGUGCGAACCUGGUAGCUUCAACCUACAGCUUCAUAAUCCCACAGGCUGCACCAGCUGCUUCUGCUAUGGCCAUUCAACAGCAUGCACAGCCGCUCCAGAGUAUGGAGUUCAUCACAUCUUCUCUGACUUCAACCAAGGACCUGAUGGCUGGAGAGCCGAAACUCCAGAUGGGGAAGCUGUUCCACUGCAUUGGGCUAGAGGAGAGAUCUCCCUGGAGCAAGGAGAACAGGACACGGCUGAUUUUUUGGCCCCAGAGAUGUUUCUGCAUGACCAGCGCUUGAGCUACGGUCAGCUCCUCUCCGUGCUCUUCCACAUCGAAGACCACGCAGCAGCGGAAUCUCCCACUUUCCCCGUCAGGCUGAUUUUGGAAGGGGGCGGCGUUUCAGUGUCGGCCACCUCCCCUGAUGUGGAAGGCAGCGGAAAUGGUACAAACUGUGAAGGACAUAUGAUUACGUUCAGGCUUCAUGAGGCAGAAGCAGGGAUGCAGCCUGCUCUGUCCGCUUUCCAAUUCCAGCGCCUGCUCUCCAACCUGACAGUGCUUCGGAUCCAGGCCGAAUGCAGCCACAGAUCAGGCAGAAUAUCCUUAAAGGAGGUCCGAGUCGUCUCUGCUCUCCCGGGCCUCUCCCCGCCUGCCCUGUGGGUCGAAGAAUGCAUAUGCCCCCAAGGGUACGUGGGGCAAUUCUGUGAGACCUGUGCCCCAGGCUUCAAGCGGGAGGUGCCCUUGGGGGGAGCCUUAACCAGCUGUGUCCCCUGUUCCUGCAACCAACACGGCAGCUGCGACCCCGAUACCGGCCUCUGCCAAUGCCUGGACAACACCGAAGGGCCUUCCUGUGAACGUUGCGCCACUGGUUUCUAUGGCAACCCCUUCAUUGGCCGCUUGGACGACUGUAGGCCUUGCCCUUGUCCCGGCCAGUCACCUUGCACAACCCUCCCAGAGAGUGGAGAAGUGGUCUGUACACACUGCCCAGAAGGACAGAGAGGGCGACUCUGUGAGCUGUGCGAUGACGGCUUUUUCGGGGACCCCCUGGGAAGAAACGGUCCAGUCCGCCUUUGCAGCCCCUGCAGAUGCAACGACAACGUGGACCCUAACGCCGUGGGCAACUGCGACACUGUUUCGGGCCGGUGUCUACGCUGCCUGUACAAUACGUCAGGGGAACACUGCCAGAGGUGCCAGAAGGGCUUCUAUGGGAAUUCAUUGGCCACCAACCCUUCAACAAAGUGUGCGCCCUGCAAGUGCAACGCCGGAGGCUCGGCCCACGGUCCAGAAACUUGCGACGAUGUCUCCGGUCAAUGCACCUGCCUUCCCCACGUGACUGGCCGGGAUUGCAGCUGGUGUCAGGAGGGUUAUUUUGACCUGCAGGCCGGAAGGGGCUGCAAAAGUUGCCAAUGUAACCCGGUGGGAGCCCAACACAGCCGUUGCCACCCCUCCACGGGGCAAUGUGUCUGCCAUACAGGUGUGGAAGGAGUGUCAUGUGAUCGAUGCCAAGCUGGUUUCUUCGGUUUCUCCUUCCAAGGUUGUCGAGCCUGUAACUGCUCCCAGCUGGGAUCUCUCUCCCUCCAAUGCCAUGAGAACAGCACAUGUGUUUGCAAAACAGGCUUUGUGGGUUACAAGUGCGAUCGGUGUGAAGCAAACUAUUUCUAUGACCCUGGAAGCCAACAGUGCCAGGAGUGCCCGCUCUGCUACAGUCUCGUCAAGGAGGAGGUGGACAAGCUGAAGGCCACGCUGUCCAAGAUGGAGUCACGGUUGCAGAAACCGAACUGCGGCCAGCCAAAGGGGCCUUAUUACGAUGCUGUGCUGGAGGAGGCAGCUCGAGGAGACAACCUCCAUGGCCAUUAUCUGCUGAAAGGUGCCAAAGCGGCUUUCCUUGGAGAGAUCGCCGAGCUGGAUAAAUUGGUCCGUGAUGCACAGAGCCGGCUGAGCAACACCAGUGGGAUGAUUGGCUGUGAUGGCUACGGAGGCACCAAGGCCUGCAUCCUCCUCUCCGACAUCCAGUCCUCCCUGCAGUCCACGCAUCGAGAAAUCCAGCUGGCUUCCGAGACACUGACUGCAAUGGAGCUCCCUCCUGAGAUUUCGCACCAGCCCACAAACUGGAGCAGCCGUGCACUGGAUUCGAAGAUGCUGGCCUGGAGCCACUCGGAGGCGGCAGCCUUGCUGGAGGAUACUGCCCAAAGGGCGAUGCUCGUGUCCAAUGCAAGCUAUCUCCUUCUGCGGAGCAUUGUAGAAGACAAUACUACAGUGGAGUUCAGGAGACAGAUGGAAGAGAGGUACCAGAGAAUCCAAAACGCACAGGGGUUGCUGGGCUCCAAGAUGGAAGAAUCUACAGCCCAAGCCAAGAAAGCCUUUGCUUCCAUCCAUCGGACCAACGUGGCGAUGGCAAAAAACCUCUCAAGGGUCACCACCUUGGAACUGCGCCCUCUGGUGCAGCAAACAGAAAAGCUUAAUCAGGCUGCCAAUGAAUCGAAGCGGCUGGUAGACCUGGGAGAACGGCUGGUAGCCAACGGAUCCCUCACUAUACAGGCUGAGCUACAGGGGGAGCUACAGAGGAUGACGCAGCUGGAACAGUUUUGGCAACGGACCAGUGAUGCCCACGCACUGGCAGCUUCGUCGGUCUCGAACGGGGAAACGGUGGUCUCCGAAGCAAAGUCGUUGCUAAACAGCUUGAAUGGGAUGAAGAAGGUGGUGGCACGUCACAGGGGCCAGAACACCCUGAGCAGGAAAAUGGCUGUUGUACAAGGCAGGACGAUAACAGAGGCCCAGAAGAAGGUCAGGCAAGCGCGGAGAGUGCUGGGGGAUUCGGUCUCAGUCUCUGCCAAGGCCCAGAAAAUUGCCAGCGAUGGAGAGUCAGUCACCCAGGAAGGUGCCAAGGCGGCCCAGGACAUGCUGAGAGAUGCCAAGCGGGAGAGGACGCGUGCUGGGAAACUUACGGCACAAGUAGCUCUGACCAUGGCAGAAAUCUCCAGGCAGGAGCAAGAGUCCGAAAAACUAGGCAGCGAGCUUGGCAAAUCCGGCAUGGUUACGGUGGAGGUGAACAAUAUCUCCUUGAGCCUCCGAGAGAUGCAGCACUCCUUGCAGACGGACAUUGAGUCUCUCAAGAACCUGCUUGCCAACUUAGGCAACCUGGAUGAAGCUACCCAGUCGGAGGCUGUGCUGGACGCGGGCCGAGUCCAGCUGGAGCGCUUACAGGUGCGUCUUUCGGGGUCUGGGGACCUCGGGCAGAAGCUGAGCACCUUGCAAGAGGAGGCUGAGCAGCAGCAGCAGCGGAUCGAGGCCUUCGAGACGGACCUGGAGGAAAUCCGGAGUGACAAGCAAAACCUGGAGGCGAUUCUCCGGACCUUGCCCGAAGGAUGCUCAAGCUGGAAGUGAAGCAGCCGGUCAAGCCGUCCAGAGCUCGGUCCGUCCAAAAGACCGAAGAUCGAAGCGCAGUGGAGGCUGGUGACUCCCAUGUCAGUGGGUCCGUGAAUCCGCUCGGAGUUUCAUUCAGAACCAAU